AUGAAUCAAAAUGAUGAAAAUAUUGAAAGAUGGUUGCAGCAAGAGUUAUCAAAUGAAAAAGACAUGCGAAACGAGGAUUAUAGUGACAAAGAAUCUGAUUUUACUGAAGAUAUUGUGCAGGUUGAAGACUGUGAAUCCAAUUCUGAAUUUGAGGUUAAUGAAACGACAAAAAACAGUUCGUUUCAAGCUGAAUCGUCGGGUAAAGUUUGUUCAAGGUCCAGAUCUUUAUCUAGGACACCGCAUGAGAAUAACAUUUCAGAUGAUGAUAUCCUCAGUUCACCUUUAAAAUCUGCAAGUACGCCCAGAAAGAAAAAUUACUUUGCUGCUAAUAGUUUUCGUUGGGCAUCUAUUUCUAUACUCAACGUUUCUCGUGCAAGAACACCGCAACACAAAUUCAUA
Messenger RNA from Brenthis ino (lesser marbled fritillary), 399 nucleotides. Lineage: Eukaryota; Metazoa; Arthropoda; Insecta; Lepidoptera; Nymphalidae. The record is from the annotation of a GenBank genome assembly.